Messenger RNA from Boeremia exigua, 911 nucleotides. RefSeq lists its product as uncharacterized. The transcript has 2 exons. Lineage: Eukaryota; Fungi; Ascomycota; Dothideomycetes; Pleosporales; Didymellaceae. The record is from RefSeq and is a predicted model, not a curated record. The coding region runs from base 117 to 815 and encodes 232 amino acids.
CCCGCCGCAUACGUUCAUGCGGACGACUCCACAGGUUGUCGACUAUAAAUCGACAGCAUCACUACAACCAUGGAAUCGGGCUAUCUUUAUUACUUUGGUUAUCAUCUCGAUCAAAAAUGAAGAUAGCAAUUGUUGGCGCAACCGGAUCUAUUGGAAGCAUCAUCUUGCAGCAGACUCUUCAACGUGACGACGUUGAUAGCAUUGUCACGAUAACGCGAAAACCAUUACCGUCAACGGACCCACGAGUACAUAAUGCUAUUAUCGAAGACUUCGGUAACCUGGAUGACCUCUCAGACGCGACAUGGUCGUCAAUACGAGACGCCGACACGCUGGUCUGGGCGAUGGGCACAUACACCUUGAACGAAGACGUCAAUUUCACUUACCCCCUGCAAUUCCAACGGCACCUUGUACAGCGUUCAAAUAUACGCGAUGGCAAGACGACGAAGAUACAAUUCAUUCUUCUAGGUGGCGCAUUCACUGAGACCAACCAAUCGCAGUGGUUGUGGUUCCUCCCCGCCCAACGGCACAUGAAAGGUCUAUUGCAGACCGAGAUACUCACGUUCGCACACCAACACAGCGACACUUUGAGAGCCAUUGUCAUCAAACCCGGUGGAGUGCUCAUGGGCGGGGAUACCUUCGUGAACAAGGUUGCACAAUUUGUAUUUACAAGCUGGUUCGUCAUUCGAGGUGAAGAGCUGGGAACGGCUGUGGCGGAGUUGGCUGUCAAUGGGUCGAAAACACCCGUCAUUCCCAAUCAGGAGAUGGUCGAGAUCGGAAGGCGAUUGGAUGCCUUGAGUGCGAAAAAGGCACUAUGAAAAGUCCAUGGUAUUCUGGAUAUACGAGUGCUCUUGUCGCGGCAACAACUUGAGGUUCAGAUCGACCUACAUAAGGCUUGCAGUAUAGAUCUUAUC